CUCCGGUACUUGAUCCGUCUGGACUCCUCUCGCUCAGGUAGACGGGACGGAACGCGGAAAGUCUUCUCUCCGGAUCUGCAGUCGCCUCACAUUCAUCCAUCAUGGCAGUGAACAGCUCGGCAAACAUCCUGAGCUCCGCCUACCUGGCGGCAGAGUACGUCGAUGCCGUUCUACCGGAGAACCCCUUCCAGCCCUCGCUGAAACACGCCUGGGGCUACAUGCUGGACAACUACACCAAGUUUCAGAUAGCCACCUGGGGGUCGCUCAUUGUCCACGAGCUCGUCUAUUUCCUCUUCUGCCUGCCUGGGUUCCUCUUCCAGUUUAUGCCCUUCAUGCAGAAAUACAAGAUCCAGCAGGAUAAGCCGGAGACCUGGGAGAAGCAGUGGAAAUGUUUCAAGAUGUUGCUCUUCAACCAUUUUUGCAUCCAGUUCCCUUUGAUCUGCGGGACGUACUAUUUCACCGAAUACUUCAACAUCCCCUAUGACUGGGACUCAAUGCCACGCUGGCCGUACCUGCUGGCUCAGUGCUUUGGCUGCGCCGUUGUUGAAGACACGUGGCACUACUUCCUCCACCGCCUGCUGCAUCACAGGCGCAUCUACAAAUACAUCCACAAAGUCCACCAUGACUUCACUUCUCCUUUCGGCAUGCAGGCGGAGUACGCUCAUCCCGCUGAGACCCUCAUCCUGGGUGCGGGUUUCUUCAUUGGCAUCAUGAUUUUCUGUAACCACGUGUUCCUCCUCUGGGCCUGGGUCUCCUUCCGUCUGCUGGAGACCAUCGAUGUCCACAGUGGUUACGACAUUCCUCUGAACCCGCUCCACCUGAUCCCGUUCUACGCCGGCACUCGCUUCCAUGACUUCCACCACAUGAACUUCGUCGGGAACUACGCCUCCACGUUCACCUGGUGGGACAAGCUGCUGAAGACGGACAGCCAGUACAACAAGUACAUGCAGAAACAGGAAGACAAGAAGGCGGAGUAAAGCGCUGGAGCCUCGGUCUGGAGGCGCUCGCCUGGACUGUUCUGUCUGAACGGUGGAAAACGCUCAGCAAAGUACUGCUAUUAAUCACCGUACACUUUUAGAACCACACUAAAGGGGUAUAAGAAAUGAAUUUGCAGCACUUUUUCCUGAAUCGCACCAUGUGUUGAGUUCAGUUCACCUUCUGUGCCUUUACAAGAAGUCUUAUGUGCUUCCUCGCAAGCUGCUGGCCUCAAUAAAAACCAUCAACAUCCUCAUUUUGACUCCUUAUCAGAUGAAAAAGUUGCGCCAUGUUUCUGUCUUGUGAAAUACUUGUGUUUCCUUGUGAAAGUGUCUGCACUAGCACUUCUUCUUGAGUUGAUCUGAGUCACAGAGUCAGCCUUUCGCUCUGUGCUGUUCGGCCUUCAGUUCAUUUUGAACUGUCUAAACUCAGAGUCAGCCUCUGAAGCAAGGGGAGCAUUCUGGAUGCAAACCUGUGUGAUUUUCUUUCUUUUUUUUAAUGAAAAGGGAUUGGGUUGCAGGUCACUUCAUGUAAUGUUUGACGCUGAAAUCAAGACGAAGAUUCAUGUGAUUUUAUUUUUUAAGAAAAAAACCAAAAAACCUAAGUCAUGUUUGUUCUUCUAUAUAUUUUUUUUUGUCCU
Salarias fasciatus (jewelled blenny) is the source of this 1615-nucleotide messenger RNA. Its product is annotated as methylsterol monooxygenase 1. Gene Ontology annotation, molecular function: iron ion binding; oxidoreductase activity. Gene Ontology annotation, biological process: lipid biosynthetic process. Bases 102 to 977 code for a protein of 291 amino acids. The record is from RefSeq and is a predicted model, not a curated record. The transcript is spliced from 6 exons. Lineage: Eukaryota; Metazoa; Chordata; Actinopteri; Blenniiformes; Blenniidae.